This is a messenger RNA of Lotus japonicus, 1241 nucleotides long. RefSeq lists its product as uncharacterized. NCBI's taxonomy places the organism in Eukaryota, Viridiplantae, Streptophyta, Magnoliopsida, Fabales, Fabaceae. The record is from RefSeq and is a predicted model, not a curated record. Bases 401 to 919 code for a protein of 172 amino acids. The transcript has a single exon.
UUCUUUUCUCUACCCUUUCAGUUUCAAAUUUCUCUUUCUCUCUCUACACCCCUUCCCCUUUCUCUCUCUUGAAUUUCUCUCUCUAUCUCAUCCAUCUUCUUUUUCUUAAAUCCUCAAAAUUCGCCAGAUUCCGGCGACAAUUUCUCUCUCCUCUCCCUCCUCCCAAAUCACAUCCUUCACCACCCAACCGUGUCCCAUCUGUUUGUUGUGAAUUUACCCUUUUGCCCCUUCUAGGUUUUCCCAAUUUUUUACCCUUUUUCACCUCUCCUCACUUCUUUUCAUGUAAACCCAUUCAUUGUUACUGUUGGGUUAAUUUUUUUACUGUUUGGGAAAAGUUUUUUAUUUUAUUCAUUUUGGGGUUGGGUUUGGUAGUAGUGACGUGGCAUGCAGAUAGGUAGCCAUGAAUACCAAAACGAUGCGUCUACCCCCUCGUCGCGUGCUGACACCUAGCACCACAACCAAUAAGCGCAAAGAGAGAGACGACCCGUUUGAACGACCCGCACCCGUAUCCAUACCCAUACCAGUACCCGGCCCCACUUCGAAAUUACCCAAGCCGGAUAAUAAGCCUAUCACUCCACGGCUUGGAGCCGAGCCGAUUCAGAACACAGCUGCAGGAGCCACCACCAGCAAGGUUUCGGUGUCGGAGCCGAUGAUGAUGCCGCCGUCCAAUCAGCUGUUAGCGGGGUACCUGGCCCACGAGUACCUCACGAAGGGGACCCUGCUGGGCCAGCCGUGGGUCCCGGCGAAGACAGAUGGCCCCACCAAGGCGGAAGACGGCGAGGAAGGGAGGAAGGCGGCGGCGGCGGAGGAGGAGGAGCGGGAAAGGUACGCGGAAGUGGCGGGCUUGUUGAGAGGUGGUGGGACCCACCUACCCGGUGUGGUGAACCCCACCCAGCUCGCCCGUUUCUUACACUUGUGAUCUGUAACAGACAAUUUCGGGAGAGGGACACGUGGGGCCUUCCCAUUGGAUCUCCCCUCGUUUUUGCUCCGUUCGAGACAAACUAGCGGAGGAGGGAAAUUUCCUUCCCCUCUUUUUCCUUCUCCUCUUUUUCCUUUUUACAUAUUUAAAAAAAAAUGAUGAAUAUUUUAGGACAGAAGAGAAAUUUGGGGGAAAAGAAAAUCAAAUCUUCAUUAUUUUCUGAUGAUGAUGAUGAUGAUGCAUGCAACAACUCAAAUGUCAUCCAUCCCUCAUGAUGUAAUCCAUUGACAUGCAAAUUACAUGCUUUUUAAUUUUUGCACAA